AUGCCUAAACGAUUAAAUUUUCCCGGCCCUAACAAAGAAAUCGUUGAAUUAGAAGGAACAAAUUUCUUCUUAAAAGUUGAAACCUUACCGCAACCAAAACACACGCAGACGUUUUUUAUUUUAAAAGACUUUGAAGAAGAAUGCGAUGUUUCAGAAGAAAUUAAAUGUGUAGAUAAAACGAAUAAUAUCGAAAAUAUAAAAAUGCCUU
Racocetra persica is the source of this 208-nucleotide messenger RNA. The record is from the annotation of a GenBank genome assembly. Lineage: Eukaryota; Fungi; Glomeromycota; Glomeromycetes; Diversisporales; Gigasporaceae.